This is a messenger RNA of Apiotrichum porosum, 2202 nucleotides long. RefSeq lists its product as uncharacterized. The transcript has 2 exons. Gene Ontology annotation, biological process: mRNA cis splicing, via spliceosome; regulation of alternative mRNA splicing, via spliceosome. Bases 1 to 2202 code for a protein of 733 amino acids. Gene Ontology annotation, cellular component: catalytic step 2 spliceosome; U2 snRNP; U2-type prespliceosome. Lineage: Eukaryota; Fungi; Basidiomycota; Tremellomycetes; Trichosporonales; Trichosporonaceae. Gene Ontology annotation, molecular function: RNA binding; protein binding. The record is from RefSeq and is a predicted model, not a curated record.
AUGGCCCUCAACCUCCCAAAGCCCGUACACUCGUACGCAGGGCAGGAUGAGCUUCGUCAGGUCAACGGCGGCGGCGCUGCGGCAACAGUAGUCGACGAGGACGACAUGGGCGAGUACCGCCCGCCUCGACACUCGGACAAGUUCAAGGUCGGCCUCAUCUACCCGCCCCCAGAGAUGAGGAAGAUCAUUGACAAGACUGCCGGUGUUGUGGCCAAGUCGGCCAACGCGGACGCGCUCGAGGAGAAGAUCAAGGCGUCGCAGGUGACCGACCCGCGCUUUGCGUUUCUCAAUGAUGAGGACCCGUACCACCAGUACUACCGCUGGAAGGUGGCCACGACGCAGGAGGAGGCCGAGGACAUUGCCAAGGGCAUUAUCCCCGCUCCUUCAGCAGCUGCGGCUGCUGCUGCCCCCGCCGCUGCGGCCGAGGAGCCCGAGGACUUUAUGCCUGGCUACGAGCCCAAGGCAUGGGAGUUCAAGGUCGACCUGCCUGGCGUGACCGCUGCCGACUUGGACAUUUUGCGGUUGACUGCGCUGUUCCAUGCGCGUCGUGGCCGCUCGUUCCUGUCUGCGCUGUCGGUGCGCGAGGGCCGCAACUACCAGUUCGACUUUUUGCGACCCACCCACUCGCUGUAUGGCUACUACAACCGCAUGGUCGAGUCGUACCAAAAGGUGUUGCACCCUCCCGCCGGCCAGGUCGACGACCUGGUCAAGGCCGACGCGGACCCCGAGGCCAAAUGGAAGACGUUGGAAGAGGGCACGAAGCGUGCGGCCUGGGAGCGUGGACGCAGGAAGCGCGAGAACGAAAAGGCCAAGGAGCGUGACGAGGAGGCCGAGGCGUUUGCUGCCAUUGACUGGCAAGACUUUGUCACCGUGGAGACCAUCGAGUUUACCCAGGCCGACAUGGACCUCGACCUGCCACCGCCGACAUCGAUUGACAAGCUCCGCGUCAUGUCCAUGGCUGAGAAGCGCAUGGCUGCCAUGAUCAUGGAGGAGCCAGCGGCGGCGCCUACCAUGGUUGGCUCGGACAAUGUCGAGGAGGUCGACAUGGAGGAGGACGAUGACGACGAGGACGAGGAGAUGCGUAUCCAGCGCAUCAAGCAGGAGCAGGAGCAGGCACGUGCGCGCGACAUCCAGCGUGCCGCAUUCGAGUCCAAGGGUGUCAAGAUCAAGAAGGACUAUGUGCCCAAGGGCAUCCAGCGUGGUGGUGCCGUGGCCACUGCAAAGUGCCCGUACUGUGACCAGUCGAUUCCCGAGGCCGAGCUCUCCGAGCACAUUCGUAUCGAGCUCCUCGACCCCAGGUGGAAGGACCAGAAGAGGGACUUGGAGCAGCGUCGCCAGCAGCAGCAGCAGCUCCAGAUCGGUGCCGACAUUUCCAAGUCGUUCAAGAACCUCGCUGCCGCCCGUCCAGACCUGUUCGACGAGACCGACGAGACCGAGGCCAAGCAGCGUGAAGACGAGGCCAACCGCAAGCGCAGGGAACGUGAGAAGAUUAUCUGGGACGGUCACACCAACUCGGCCGCCAAGACCCAGUCGACCUUCCAGACCAAGUUUGCGGGUGAGGACAGCGCUCGUCGGGCCAAGGAGGCAGCGGGAAUCUCGGACACGCCCAUCAACACUGUCGGCCCCCAGGCCGGCCCAGGCAUCAAGGCGACCCCAGCCGCCGCACACCAGCCACAGGCCCCGCCGGCUGCGUCGACCGGAGCGACCAUCUCCGCCGGCCCAACCGCGGCAUCAGCACCUGGUCCGUCCAUCAACCCGGCCCGCGCGGCCAUGAUGAGUGGUGGCGGCGGUGCUGCUCCCCCUGCCCAGGCUUCCGGCCGCAGGCGCGGUGCCGAGGACGACGGUGGCCGCGGCGUGUCCAAGCGCCAACGCAUCGACAAGCUCCCCGACGGCCAGCUGUACUCUGAGAUUGACUGGAUGUCGCUGCACCCCGAGGCGAUCAACCUCCAGGUGGCUUUGCCAGACAUGAUGGCCGAAAAGCCCGAGUGGAAGCUGAAUGGGUCCAUUAUCACCAUCUCCGUCCCCGUCAACACGUCGUUUGGUACCCUCCGCGAACACAUCAAGCGGAUCGUCGACGCCGACCUGCCCAUCUCCCGCCUGCGCCUGGACUAUGGCGCCAAGGUGAUGAACAAUUCGGCGUCGUUGGCCAGCGUCAACCUCGAUGAUGGGGACGUGGUCGUGUUGACUGUGCGUAAAAAGUAG